Messenger RNA from Xiphophorus hellerii (green swordtail), 4764 nucleotides. RefSeq names its product P2Y purinoceptor 3-like. Bases 1270 to 2676 code for a protein of 468 amino acids. Gene Ontology annotation, biological process: positive regulation of hippo signaling; G protein-coupled receptor signaling pathway. The record is from RefSeq and is a predicted model, not a curated record. Gene Ontology annotation, cellular component: cell junction; plasma membrane. NCBI's taxonomy places the organism in Eukaryota, Metazoa, Chordata, Actinopteri, Cyprinodontiformes, Poeciliidae. The transcript is spliced from 2 exons. Gene Ontology annotation, molecular function: oxysterol binding; G protein-coupled receptor activity.
AUCGGGCUGUAGAUGGUAGUAUCAAAUAUGUUGAGUCAGUCAGAAGUUUACAUACAAAAAGCUCAGUUUAUUUAGUUGUUGUUUUUUGUUUUGUUUUUUUUAUACUAAACAUUUUUUUUCACUAAACUUUCACCAGUUGUGUAAUUUCAUCAUGAACCUGUUAAACAACUUUGAACUUUUUAAAGAUCUCAUGUAUGGUCUGUCAUAUAUUCUCUACACUGAACAUUUUUUAUAUAUGUAUAAAAAAAAAUCCAUAACAUUAAAGUACAUAAACAUGAGCCUUUUCUUGGUUUAUUUAAUUUAGCAAAUUCAUAACAGAUCAAAUUCACGAGAAUUUGAUCUUUCAGCUGUAGAAAUGAGUUUCUAUAACUGACCACGUUACUCUGUCCGCUCACAUUCACACACACACACGUCGCUAGGCAGCUUGGGGCCAGCUGCCCUGCUCAGGGGCAAGUUGACAUCAAACCCACAACCUUCCACUUCCAAGACGACUACAGACUGAGCAACGAUGGCUUGCGUCAGAAUUUCUUUUGAAGUCUUUUCUCGUUUGUUUUAAUGUGAAGGUUUGUGCUAAUGGUUGGUUUUAUUCUAUUUUAUCUUUCUCACCAGGGAUGAAAGAUAUAUUUGUGGCUUUAAAAUAAUCUGUUUUACUUGAGGGGCAUUGUGUACCUUUGUUCUGGAACUACAGUAUAUUUAGAGAAAGUCUCUGGGUUUUUCUUGAACAUAAUUAGUAAACUACUUCUUCUAGAAAAGUCGUAUUGAAGUCCAUUCAUCAUAACGAGCUGAACCAGAGCAGGUAAAGACAACAUGGUCUCUCCAAGGUGAAGUGUGGAAGAAGAACCGGAUGACACGCACCGAAGCACAGAGGGAGGGACUGGGUCACUAUGGAAACCACUCUGACUGUUCUGAGAAGCAGCAAAUUGAGGCGAAAGCUGAAGCGCUCCAACUGUGUGAACGUCUGCUGAUUCCUGCUGCUGUUUGCCGACGACCAGGAGGCGUUCUGCCUGAGGGAAGUCCACUUUGGUUCUGCUUGGUAUUCUGUGUUGAACUCUUAAGAAUUUGGAAUUUUUUCAUAUUUUUUUUCCCAUCUUGGGAGCUGAUGAGCAGCAGAUGGACCUGGAGCUGUAGGGUCAGCUUUCUCCUGAGAUCAGGUCAACAACAGGUCACUGACAUGGGCAUCCACAUCCAAGACGGCGCACAGGUGUGAAAACUACAAACAAUUCUCCUGAUGGAUUCCUGGAGAUGAGCUAACCUAGCUUCAUCCCGCCCAUGUCAUCCAGAGCUGAAGAGUUUCCAGACAUCAGUGCCACUAUGCUCCAGGAUGUCCUUAGCUCCUCGUCUCCUUCCACUUCCCCCAUGACUCCUCCAGCUUCAUCCUGCAGUAUUAAUGAAUCUUAUAAGUACAUCUUCCUCCCCAUUUGUUACUCUUUUACCUUCAUAUUUAGCAUUACUUUGAAUUCUAUCAUCCUCUACCGUUCCUUCCGUCAAGCCAAGCGCUGGAAUGCUUCCCUCAUAUACAUGGUCAACCUGGCCUCCACAGACUUUAUGUAUGGACUGUCUUUGCCAUUUCUUGUGGCUAGUUACAUAAUGCGUGACCGCUGGGUGUUUGGGGACUUCAUGUGCCGCCUGGUUCGCUUCCUCUUCUACUUCAACCUCUAUUGCUCCAUCUUCUUCCUCACUUGCAUUUCUGUUCACAGAUACCUGGGUAUCUGCCACCCGAUAAAAGUGAUCACCCUGGAGACCAAGAGAGCUGUCAAGAACACUUGUGUGUUGGUGUGGAUCGUGGUGUUCGCUUUGACUUGCCCUAUUUUCCGGUUUGCCCAGACAAGCUAUGUGACCAGAAUGGCAGAAACGUGGACCAAUGCAAGUAAAACUAUUUACAACAAGAGUCACAACAUACCAUCAUCAAGGGGCAACAUCAGCUAUAAUAGCCUGGGAUUGCCCCAUGAGGAAUACCAGAACUGUUGGGACGAUGCCAUAGACAAAGAAUUUCUUGACUACAUUCCCUAUGGGAUUAUUCUACAUUUAAUUGGCUUUUUUUUACCCUUUUUCAUAAUUGCUUGGUGUUACUCUCGUGUCGUCCUCACCAUAUUUAAGACCCUGCAUUCCCAACCCUCGUACCGCAAAGGACCCAGAAAUAGUAACAGCGAGGUUGUGGAGAGAAGAGGCAGAAGUGGCUCUGCAGCAGGUGGAAGAGGAAGCAACGGCUUGUUAAGGGGGGUAGAAAAGGAUGAAGAGAUUUCUGUUUUCCUGGGAGCUCGUUCUCCGUAUGCGAGCCGCAGACGUAAAUCCAUCAGGACCAUCAUCACCAUCACCUUGCUCUUUGCUUUGUGUUUUUUCCCCUUCCAUGUGACCAGAACCAUCUUUCUGCUGCUGAAAGUCACCGGGAAAGUUCCCUGUGAAACCAUGACGACAGUGUCGAUGUGCUAUAAGGUGACACGGCCGCUGGCGUCCUUCAACGCGUGGCUAAAUGCGCUUCUAUAUUUUCUGACCAAAGACAAGGUGGGAGCUCACUGCUGUCCAGCAGGGAGAACUAAAAGCCCACAGCAGGCUGGACCGCUGCUGCCGCUGAGAAUGAUGGGAAAAGGAGACGGUCCAGUUGGGGAAACUAUGGGAGUCCAGAUUAACAACGAGGAAGAGAAAGAAUUUCACCACCUGUCACACAAAAACGUAUGAUAAAAAACACUGAACGAUAGAUAGAUAAGUAGAUAGGUUGACUGAAUGAAAUAGUGCCAAAGCUAUUAACACAAAUACUGUGUGUCAUCUCUUGCUAAAUGAUAUUGAUGAUGGUAUAAAUUACACAAAUAAUACAUUUUUAAACAUGCUGUUUAUCAUCACACAGCUCAACUUUGUAGUUAUUUACAUUUGUAUGAUGUUUAUACUAUUAUGGAAGCUGCAGUUUGUGUGUGACCAUUUAAAGAGAGCAGGAAUAUUAAACUGAACGAGUUCAAGCAUCACAGAAAUCUAACGUUGUCUUGGUCUCACCUUUUUUAACCCUUUGGCGGAGGAUUUUAAAAAAUGAUUUCAUCAAAAGAUCAUCUGGAGAUAAGUUAUUGCUGGGACAUAACAGCUCCAGAAAAUCCCUACCACUCUUUUAGAUGCAGAGAAGACCGUAGAGAAAUAUGACUGUAUUUACCUAUCUUUCCAUUCAUGCACAGGAGAAGAGCAAACACACCAGGCAAGGCACGUUUAUUUGCGUAGAGGGAAAUUCAAAGUGCUGCACAGCAAGAACAACGGAAAAGAAAUUGGGGGGGGGGAAAGCGUGAUACUUAAAAAGACAGAGGAAGUAUCGUGAGUUAAAAGUCAAACUAAAAUUAAGCAAAUCAAAAUCUGAAACAAGACAGCAUCGCUGCUGUAAAGCAAUCUUUGGCUUUCAUGGAAAAAACAAUUGUAAACAAUAAUGUUUUCAGCCCUGAUUUAAACACUUUCUGAACAUCUCAGGCUUUGCUGGGAUUCCAGAAAAUGUAUAUUUCCUAUUAGUCAUUUAGCCUGAAUCAGCUGGCUGAUUGGGGUUUUUUUUCUCUCUUCUUCUUCUUCUUUAUAGAGAUCUGGAUAGAACCUAAUUUAUUGAAAAUGUCUUCUGUGUCAUCCUCUUGGUGAAAAACUAUCUAGUCUUGCAAUAGCAGACAGCAGGGUGACAUUUAGUUGUUGCAGUUCAGGAUCCAGGAUGUGUUUUUCUCGCUCUGUGGUCUUUAGCAACUUUGUUUUGGUUUGUUUUUUCAUUAAGCUGGACAAAAUGCCAUCCCAUCCACUAAUGGACAUUUUGUUUCUAAAUUUAAACAAUUUGUGCUAAGUUUGGAUUAAUAAAACAAGAAUAGAAAAACAGCAGGUUGUUUGGUCCAUUGUUUGGUUUGAUUUUUGUCUAUUUAGCAAACAAACUCAGUUAUUAAGAGAAUAAAUAUAUAAAACUUCUUAUUUGACUGAAGCCUUCUCCUCUACAUAUUUACUCUGACAAACAACCUGCAGGCUGUCGGAACGUAUGAGACAUUUAUCUGUUUUAUCUGUUCUAGUUUUUGUUUGUUUGUCCAGCAUCUUGGUAAAUUUGGUCAAAUUUUUACUCUCUCACUUUGAUUUAAGAAAUCUUUGCGAUUUUCAUAUCUCAUUGUUUGUGCAACAGACGUUGAGCACCAGAUCCAAUACAAACACUUACAAACAGAUAAGCAAAAAUGUUUGGCACUUAAAAUGUUCCAGUUUAGUUGAGACUGUCUGUCUAAUAAACAGCGAAAUGUUGUUGUGCUAGAAACUCAUUUCUGUCUCACACUUUCAGCAAUCCACUAUGAUUAUUAAUUUUGUCUUUUUAAUCCAUCGUUCUUCUUCACAUUGCAGCUGGUCGGUGAAACAACUGACGGACUAUCAGUGCCAGCAUAAACACUGACUUGCAAAUGAACCUCUCAACCCUUGAAGAUUUGAACAUAAUAAUCACAAACUGCGGUCAUAUUCAGUAUAUCAGAGUACAUGUUCCAGUGAGGUUCAUUUUGAACGUUAAAACUUUGAAUCAGGUUUUAAACAGACUUUUAUUUUCUGUAGCCCACAUUUCUGUAUUCAAAUAUUUUUGAUUGCUCUGAUUUUACAUGCGCUGUCUGUCUAUAAUGAUAUGUUCUCUUUAUCUGUAAGUGGAAAAUCAUCAUAAUUAACAGAAAUAAAGGCUUGAAAACAUUGUUCUUUGUGUAAUUAAUCUAUGUGACGUUUCAGUUAGUGAACUUUACCGAAACAGCUUUUCAAAAAAUUACUCUAAUUUAUUAAAUGGAUCUGUAUGUGGAGCUG